AUGGCGGAAAACACGUCAGAAAAUACCAUCUUUACGUACCAGAUGCCAGCCUGUCCUGGCUCUGACCGCCUUGGUAAAAUCUUAGUCAAAAAUGACUUCGUGAAAAUCAUCAUCUACAAUGCUCUUUUUGACGAACCACGGGGUACCUUCAGAGUUACGGAUGGCGUGUGGGUAGACUGUUUCCGAUCUGAUGUUGUGUACGAACCUCUCGAUCUGUCUCAGCCUAUGGUGCGAGCUAUUCGAUACUCCACAUUUGCAUACGACAAAAACAACAAGUUACCCAUCGUAUUGAUCCUAAACACUGAGAGCACGAGCAUCGAUUUGGACAGCGCCUCACUGUCUCCAACACUUGGUGGAUAUUUACCUGAUUGCAAAUAUUGGGCAACAAAGGCCGUAUUGAUCAAUGCACGUACGGUAAACGCAGCGACAUCCUCCAAUACCUGCAUCCCUCUCGCGAAAUUCAUUAUGCAGAAGGAGAGCUGCUUUUUGGAAUCAUCUCAAUGAAAAGAUGCCAUUCCUUUCCACCCUGACUCCAUUUGUAGGUCCACCUAUCUAAUGAUCGCACGAGAAAUUUCCCUUUCCCAGAGCAGAAAACAGUGUAGUCUAGCUUUAAAUUUUCCUGCUCCC
Molecule: messenger RNA, 627 nt
Organism: Radiomyces spectabilis
Lineage: Eukaryota; Fungi; Mucoromycota; Mucoromycetes; Mucorales; Radiomycetaceae
Exons: 3
Coding region: 1-504 (167 amino acids)
Source: RefSeq, a predicted model, not a curated record